This is a messenger RNA of Dendronephthya gigantea, 4345 nucleotides long. RefSeq names its product ubiquitin conjugation factor E4 A-like. The record is from RefSeq and is a predicted model, not a curated record. Gene Ontology annotation, molecular function: ubiquitin-ubiquitin ligase activity. The transcript is spliced from 28 exons. Bases 511 to 3777 code for a protein of 1088 amino acids. Gene Ontology annotation, cellular component: ubiquitin ligase complex; cytoplasm; nucleus. Gene Ontology annotation, biological process: protein polyubiquitination. NCBI's taxonomy places the organism in Eukaryota, Metazoa, Cnidaria, Anthozoa, Malacalcyonacea, Nephtheidae.
ACUUAUUAAUUCAUUAUGCUGCAUUCAGUUGAAUCAUCUCGCAAAAAUAACGUAGUUAUUGGUAGUUUCUUAGUGAAUGUUUAAAAGUUAAAUGGUAUUUGAAUGGUGACAGUUAUGUGUCUGAUUGAUUUGAUCUGGGUGGAUUGUGGCUAGGUAGAUUAACAAGAGAUGCUUGCUCAUUUGAUGUAGAACCAAUUAAACUGUAGUUCUUUGUCAAGUGAAAUUAUUUGCUCUUAGUUUUUGAAUGAAAUAUUGGAGUUAAAUAUAGGUAAUAAGAUCUCCAUUUGUACCUACGGUGUAGCUCAAAUCAUUCUUGGACUUAUUUCUUGUGGGUAUUUAGUUGUAGCUUUCAUUUGGUCUCAACUGUUUCUGAAAUAGCUGCUACCUCAUUCAUUCAUUCAUUGAAUUGUGUGUAGGAUAGCUUUCAAACUGACAAGAUAAAUAUUCAGCUAAAUAUUCUGUUGAAACACCAAAUAUUUGUUGUUUAGGAAUCAUUAAUUUUUUUUAAUCAUGAAUGAUGAAGAUGGAAUAAGAGAUGACUUGAAAGGGAACCCUUUUGUGGCUCUCUUUCCUUCCAUGUCUCAAGCAAUGCAAUAUGCCACACAACUUAACAGUAUUGACAUGACACAAGAGACAUUGAGAGGUUCUCAGGAUGGAAGCAAAGAUGAUACAGGGAUGGAACAGGAGAAAGAUGAUAAUGAUGAAGAGGCAUUUGAUACAAAAAGAAUUGUUAAUAAUUUGUUGCAGAGAAUAUUUUUAGUAUCUUUUCAAGAAUAUCAGGAAGAGGAUGGUUUGGAUAGAGAAUUUGGUGGAAUACCGACCUCAUAUGUGUACCUCCCGGCCACAGAAUCAGACCCUGAAAGUCAAUUUCUUAACUGGGUUGAUAUGGAUGAGGUUCUUCUGAAAAGGUUAAUGAUGGAGAAACCAGGCGAUAAUGUUCUGGAAGCUGUCGGCUGCAAAGACACUCCAAAAUUUUUGUUGGAUUCCAACCCAGCGGAGAAGAGAAUGAUCCAUUACUUGCUGGGAUGUUACCACAGGAAGUUACAAGAAGAUAAGAAAUGGAAGGAUAAAUACGAUCUGCUUGCCUAUUACCUAAAGCAAUGUGAAGAACUGAUCGUCUCUUACACGCGAAUGUGUCUUUCGCAACCGGAGCUUUUUCCUAACAAGAACCCUCAUCAUGACUUUUCUGAGUUACUCUUAACCAUGUCCCAAGAUGAGGAAUUCAAGGGGUUGUGGAAUCUUGUCUUGAAAGAUCCACUGUCAAGCGAUGAAAUGGUCGUUAUGUUCUCGCCUGUUGUCAACCGUGUGUCUGAGAAGAUCAAGACAACUGAAAUGGUUUUGAUGCAACCUGACGCCGCUCCAAUAUUGAACGUUCUUCAUAUGUUUUCACAGAAUAAAGACAUAGCACAGGUUCUUGUGAAGUCUUCAUUAUGGCUGCCAUCCAGUCCAGUCACGAUUGGAGCCUUUUCUGGGUUGUAUGGUCUCCCAGUCAUGGGAGCAAGCUAUGAGCAAACCACCAUCUUGGGGCGGUUUUUAGGCCUUUCUAGUGUUUCUAGGAACCCACAGAACUCAGAGGGAUUCUUCCUGAAGCCGUCAAGACAAAGUCAGAGUGAAAUGGAAGCCAUUACUGCUAGUCUACGACAGUAUAUUAAGUUCAAUUGUGAUCAAAUGACUCAGAUUUGCAAGAAUUUACUUAAAAUGUCACCGGCCACAAAACAUGCCCUUCUUCAUUGGAUCGCCUCUUGUUUGCAUUCAAAUGAUAAUAGAAGGAAGAUGAGCAGUAAUCAAGCAACCUUGGCUAGUAAUGGAUUCUUUUUAAACUUGGGUAACAUCCUCCUUGCACUCUGUCAACCAUUUCUGGAUCCACACUCUUCGAAACUAACAAAAAUUGAUCCACGUUAUUGUAUCGCUAUGGUAACGGUGGACACGAUGGCGCAAGAGGAAACCACGGUUCAUUUGCGUGGAUUACAAGCUGAGACCAAACUCUGUGUUCGUGAAUCUGAAGUAGAGGUUGAUUCACAAACGAGUCCAGCAUUUGGUUUCACAACUGAAUUAUUUUUCAUCACGCAUCGCUGUCUUCAAUUGGGUUUACAAGUGACUUGUGAUUACUAUGAGAAACUCAUGAAAGAAUUAAAUAAGAUUCAAGAUGUUUACAAUGCAUCACGUCGUCAGGUCGUAGACCACGAUAUUACGGAGAGAAUUCGAGAGGAGUUUGAAAAAGGAAUUGCAACGCAGCUUUCUUUGAAGUGUCAUCUACUUAUGCCCUCUUUGGUCGAAACAGCUCUAAAGUUUUAUAUUGCAACGGCUUCUUGGUUAGUCCAGAUUCUUAUAGCUCAGGAGGAUCUUGAUAACAUGUCUAUUGGUAAUCCCUCGUUAGCCACGCAACACGAGACUGCCGUAGGUUUUCAAUAUAUUCCAGAAUUUGUUGUGGAGAAUAUGGUCGAUUUUAUUAUAUUUUUACGUCAUUUUAACGAAGCUACUUUGGAAACAGGCGGUGAAGAUUUAAAGUAUUUGCUUGAUUUCUGUGCUAUUUUUAUCAGCAAACCCCGUGCUAUCAAGAAUCCACAUUUGAGAGCGAAGAUAACAGACGCACUGGAAGCCUUACUACCGGUUAGAAAGCAAGAAUUAGCGUCGAUGGAUGGAAAUAUUAUAGCCACGCAUUACAGACAACAAGUGUUUCAGACAAGUGAACUAGCAGCUAACCAUCUUGGUCCUGCUUUACUCUCGAUAUUCUGUGAUAUUGAGAAAGGGGAUUAUUUUGAACAGAAAUUUGGUUAUCGCCAUCAUAUGUACUCCGUGUUGGAAUUUAUCUGGGAUAUUCCUCAGUACAAAAAAAGCAUUGUGGAUUUCAGCAAAGAGGCGGAUGAAAUUGAUCAUGAUAGUUCAGGCGAGCCGCCAAUAUUUCUUCGUUUCAUCAAUCUUCUUGUCAACGAUGCGACUUUCUUGCUAGACGAAGCUUUGUCGUAUCUCAGUGCAGUCAAGACACUACAAGACGAACGCGACAAAGGAGAUUGGGAAAAACUCGAAUCACCCAAUGCCAAAAAGGAAAAGGAACGUGAGCUUGAAAGCUCUAAAGCAAUGGCUCGUUGGCACAAUAUUUUAGCCAACGAAACUGUAAAAACCCUCUCCUAUCUCACGGUGGAAAUCAAAAGCCCAUUCCGAAGCUCCGCCAUGGUUGCAAGAAUUGCUGGAAUGUUAAAUUAUUUUCUUGUACGUCUGGUCGCUAAGAACCAAAUGAAAGCAUUCAAGGUUAAAAAUUUCGACGAACUUCACUUCAAACCACAACAGCUUGUGUUUGACAUCGCGUCAAUCUACUUGAACCUUGCCAAGGGUGAUGUGGAUGAAGUAUUUUGCAAAGCAGUCGGUGCAGAUGAUCGCUCUUAUUCGAAAUCUCUGUUUCACGAGGCUGAACGAGUGUUAAGACAAAUCCGGACAGACGUUAAAAUAAUUGAGAACUGGCAUUCUCUUGGUGAAAAAAUACACGGCCUAGUGGAAGCACAGCAAGAAAUUGAUGAUUAUCUUCCGGAGGCACCAGAAGAAUUCUUGGAUGCGAUCAUGUUCUCCAUGAUGACAGAUCCCGUGAGGUUACCCUCUGGGAAUAUCGUGGACAAAGCUGUCAUUAUGAGACAUAUUCUCAGUGACCCAAUGGAUCCAUUCAACAGAGCCCCUUUAACAGUGGAUAUGCUCGAACCAGUUCCCGAACUGAAAGAAAGGAUUCAACAAUGGCUGCAGGAAACAAAGAGGAAAAAAGGCAAGCAUGAUAACGAGGACACGUAGACUUAGUUUCACGUGAAUGAGCAUGCAGAUAGCACUCUGUCUUAGUGGAAUAGCACGCGCUUCCAGGCGGGGAAAGCGUGUUUGCAAUGAGAUAUCAAUUCCACUCUUGAAUUAGUGCGUUGCCAAAGAAAACUGCUCUUAGGAGAAUAAGUAGAAAGGCCUGUGUCCCAGGCCUUAACGAUGUGAUGAUUGGAUCAAAUUGCUUACCAAGUAUAUGAUAAGGUCAUGUGUUUGUUUUCCUUUGAAACAAGCGUUGGUCAUGAUUAAGCAUGAUUUGCUAUCUCUAAUCCUCAUUGCAAUUCUACACGUCUUUGCAUUCAUUUCAUACUAUAGCCAGAGCAUGUGGUAGUAAUUCAAACAUGUUUCAUCAUGCACCUGGUUGCUCUGAGCAAACUUUAGGCAAAACUAAAGAAUGACCAUACUUAUACUUUGGAAGCACAUAAAGAUUAGCGCAAAUAAUCGGUUAUUGUAUCAGCAAAUAUUGCUUGAUACUAAUUUACUAUUGCAGGUUGAUAACGUGAUAUAAAAAUACAUGUAGUUCUCCUUUCAUUGAGAACAUAACCUAUGA